Molecule: messenger RNA, 1376 nt
Organism: Osmerus eperlanus (European smelt)
Lineage: Eukaryota; Metazoa; Chordata; Actinopteri; Osmeriformes; Osmeridae
Gene: nme4
Product: NME/NM23 nucleoside diphosphate kinase 4
Exons: 5
Coding region: 135-755 (206 amino acids)
Biological process (GO): UTP biosynthetic process; GTP biosynthetic process; CTP biosynthetic process
Molecular function (GO): nucleoside diphosphate kinase activity
Source: RefSeq, a predicted model, not a curated record
CGAAUAAACUACUCAUAAGUGGUCUUGAUUAUCUACACCUGCUGGCAUGUUUGGGGUUAAACAUGAAGUGACUCGUGGGGGACGUGACUCGUAAACCAUUGAAGUUUUGGAAGUGUAUCCAUACACUUUGAAUCAUGGUUCUUUUUUUUCGGGGUGCUUUGAAGAAUAUUUUUCUAAAUGGUAAACUGACAUAUACUGUAGCAAAUCCGUCAAAAAAUGGUUUUGUACCGGAGACCACCUUUACGCUGUUCAGACAAAAGAGCGUCGCUGGACACAACACUUUAUCAGGGAUCCCGGGUGUGACAGAGAGGACCCUCAUUGCAGUGAAACCAGAUGGGGUGCAGCGCCGUCUGGUGGGAAAUAUCAUGCAGCGCUUUGAACAACGGGGCUUCAAACUAGUGGGUUUAAAGAUGUUGCAGGUCCCAAAAGAUUUGCUCUCUCAGCACUAUGAGGAGUUGAAAAGGAAACCUUUCUACCCUGGUCUGCUGCACUACAUGACCUCUGGGCCCGUGGUUGUCAUGGUGUGGGAGGGGCACAAUGUUGUCCAGGCAUCUCGGAUCAUGGUAGGCCACACCAACCCAGCUGAGGCCCAAGCAGGCACCAUUAGAGGAGACUUCAGCAUUCAUAUAAGCAGAAAUGUUGUCCAUGCCAGUGAUUCAGUGGAGGGGGCUCAGAGAGAGAUCAAGCUGUGGUUUCAUGGAAGAGAACUUCUAGACUGGGACUGCUGUGACCACAGUAUUACCUACCAGUUGUAAAAUGGAAAUAGUAAAUAAAACUAAACCCUAACCCUAAAAGCAGGAUGAGCGUUAUAAUAUAAUCAAAUCACCUCCUCUUCACCUCUCUUGCAGAUUACCAUGAUUUUUUGUUGUUGUUAAAUUGUAUAUUAAACCCUUUUUACUAAUACUAUUCUCAGAAUUAUUUGGCAUUUGUACCCUAAUACCAUAUUUACCCUACUAAUUGUCUUAAUCUUUUGUAUUUUUGGUUCAGAAAUAUAGCAGCUUUGUUAUAAAUGUUUCUGUGAAGAUGAUUCUCAACCACAACAAAUAAUAAGUAAAUCAUCUUAGUUAUAUGUUAAAGUUGGUAAGUAACCGUUUUCUCCUUUUAUGAUUUUACUAACCUUAAAUCUUUCUUAACAGAUCAUAGUUAAUAAUGGGGAACAAUUGACAAGGAAAAUAUUUGAAAGGUAUUAUUCAACAGCUACCUUGGCCAAAAAGAUAUUCUCAAAGCAUUUGAGAAGAUCCAUUCACACUUCUCAAGAAGGAAAGGUCCAGAACAUAGCUAUUGUCAUUUAUCGGUGCCUUUGUAAUGAUGUGUUAUGAUUUGGGAUACAUGGUUUUAUAUCUGUUUCAUAACUACAAUUAAAAAAAAAUUUGAAC